CCCUCACUACUUUUUACCCGUUCAUGUCAUGGACAAUAGCACGGUGCACUUAAUCGAACACCCUCAAGAUUGACGGGCUCUUUCUCUGCAAAAUUUGCGACAACCCGGAUGGUUUAUUCCGACAAUUGUCAAGAACUGUGAUUUCGCCAGACAGGUUACACAAAAAAGCUAGGACCAUGCCUUUAUUUCAUCCAAUAUUUAUUUUUGUUCUGGUAAGCUUCCAAGCAUGUUCCUCUACACACAGCCAGGAGGCUGUCUCCAACAUGGCCCCACCAGAGGCCAUGGAGUAUAACAGAACUGUCUAUGCAGCCUGCAAAAUGAGACCCAGCACCAAACUAGGCGAAGGUCUACCUAACGUGUAUGGACAGGUGCUGUUCAAGCAGGAAUACCCCGAGGGAAGCCUCAAAGUCCUCUUUCUUCUCCAUGGUUUUCCAAGUGACAGUGAUCAUCAGUCAAAAGCCAUCCACAUCCACCAAUACGGGGAUUUCAGCCAGGGCUGCGAUUCCACAGGCGGCCAUUACAACCCUUACAGGGUCCCCCAUCCCAGCCACCCGGGGGACUUUGGGAACUUUGUGGCCCACCAGGGGAGGGUUCACAAGUUGACUGAAUCAAAGGCCACUCUGUUCGGGGGGCUGUCGGUGCUUGGGCGGGCGGUGGUGGUCCAUGAGAAGGCAGACGACCUAGGGCAGGGCGGGGAUGCGGGGAGCCUGCUACAUGGUAAUGCUGGGUGGAGGCUGGCAUGUUGCACCAUCGGGAUGAGCAGUCCCAAACUGUGGGAUAAGCACCAUCAUCGACAGCAGAGAAGGGGAUGAGAAUCGUAGUUUAUUCUUCCCUUUUCUUUCUGAGCUCACCAUCUUUCAUCGCAAGACAACUUGAAUUUCAUUGCUUUCAUUUUAUCCAGAUCUAAAUUACAAAAAUGUUUCCUAAAAGUCAUGUUUAUCUUUUAUUUUAAGGGAUAGGACAGGUUUACCAUAGCUGAUAGCAAUUCAUGUAUAUUGUAUUAAACUUUGAAAAUACCUUUAUUGAAA
This is a messenger RNA of Oncorhynchus gorbuscha (pink salmon), 1028 nucleotides long. Its product is annotated as extracellular superoxide dismutase [Cu-Zn]-like. Bases 177 to 812 code for a protein of 211 amino acids. Gene Ontology annotation, molecular function: copper ion binding; superoxide dismutase activity. The transcript is spliced from 2 exons. Gene Ontology annotation, biological process: removal of superoxide radicals. NCBI's taxonomy places the organism in Eukaryota, Metazoa, Chordata, Actinopteri, Salmoniformes, Salmonidae. The record is from RefSeq and is a predicted model, not a curated record.